This is a messenger RNA of Scutellospora calospora, 183 nucleotides long. NCBI's taxonomy places the organism in Eukaryota, Fungi, Glomeromycota, Glomeromycetes, Diversisporales, Gigasporaceae. The record is from the annotation of a GenBank genome assembly.
GUAAGUCAUAAAUAUCUUGAGGAUAAUUCAAAUGAGCAAAAGAAAUAUCUUGAAAAGAUUCUUAAUACUAAAGCAGAUGCUAAAAGAGGAUAUUUUCUAAAGAUUAAUACACAUUUUCCUCUAAAAACUCAUGACUAUUUAAGUGAUUUACCUCCAGCUGUAGAGAAUAUAGCUAGCUUGUAG